AUGUGGCUCAAGUUGCCUGACGUUAUCUGGUACAACGUUACUUGUUAUUUAUCAACAAAUGACAUCAUACAUUUGUCUCAAACAUGUCGAUUUCUGUUUGAUUGCAUUAGUAAUAGCAACCGCUUUUGGUGCCAUUUGAUUCGUGUGCGUUUUGGUCGAAAAGUAUUACAACGAUAUACCAUCGAUUUGUUUCAACAAUCAAACGAUGAUUAUGAACUCUAUCGGCAUAUUGAACAAGAAACGGAUAUACGUUAUGAGUAUGAAGCAAUACCAAAAGAUUUUUUUCGAUUUAAAGGAUGGUGGCCUAAAAUAAAUGCAGCAGAGUACCGUUUUGGAUUUGCUCUAGUUCGGUCGUAUCGAUUUUAUUUACAACGUCUUCAGCUAAAAAUGGCGGUGACCGAAGAUAGAUUUCGUUUACAAGUACGCUAUUCACACAAGUUCAAUAACGAGAAAUUGAAUCCAUAUCGAAACUCAGUUCUAUUAUCGAAAUUACUCUUUUACUAUUUGUACGAUGUUAAACGACUUAUGAGUAUAGACGGCUCGAAAGCGACUCAUCGAAUAUUUUCUCAUGUAAUGCCAGGCAAAUAUACUGUUGUCUGGCGAAUUCAACUCGAUAAUCCGCGGGCUGGUUUGUGGCAUGAGCAGCAUGUCGAAUUCACUUCUUUACCGGAGUAUGGUGAGCUUGCCGUUAGUAGUUGGACAAACAAAAUUAUUAAAUCAAAAUGGGAACUGAAUGGUACAAAUUGGUUUCACGAAACUAUGGGCACGAUAAUUGUUUACGACAUAUCAAACGUGUACGUUGCAUUAACAUAUUAUCAUAGCCGUCCAUUCGGAAUGCGCUGGGACUACGUUGAUUUGAAAAUUACUGUUUGA
This is a messenger RNA of Didymodactylos carnosus, 873 nucleotides long. NCBI's taxonomy places the organism in Eukaryota, Metazoa, Rotifera, Eurotatoria, Philodinida, Philodinidae. The record is from the annotation of a GenBank genome assembly.